CGCACAGGCGGCUAUAAUAAUAUUUCACUGCCUGGGUCUCCAGGCCGUUACUCCAGUCAGUCAUGUAGUAGUGAAUGCUUUAUGUUACGACUAUCAGUUGGCAUGCAUAAGUAAUCUUCAAUUAGUGGCUAAUAAUACAGGCUCCCACAGAAAAUUCACAGUCUGUAAGUUUUGCUGUAAGCCUGUGAGUCUCAAUUCCCUGAAAGGCAGGCAGCUGGUUUGCUUGUGUUGCACUUGCUUAUGCUAGCAAAGACUUGAUUAUCAUUUGUUCCAAGAAUCCAGCGUUGUGCUAUGGCAGCAUGAAUUGAUUUUGUAGUAGCCACAUGGCAAGUGACAGAAAAGAGAACCAGUUUCCAAAACAUCAGCUGGUAGAUGUUAGGAAACUGAUUACAGCCUCCGUCCAUGUGUCUCAUGAUGUGUAUCUAGCACAAGCAAUUUUCCAGCUGCAAAAGGCUGUGACAGAGAAUUCCAAAGUUGUUUGCAAGUCAUGUGCUCUCCGGAGAUUUUCCAUCCAGCCCGCCCAGCAGAAGAAGAUUCCAAACCGGUAUUUGGGCCAGCCCAGCCCUUUCACACACCCUCACCUUCUCAAACCAGGAGAAGUAACCCCAGGAUUGUCACAGGUGGAAUAUGCUCUUCGCCGACACAAACUGAUGGCAUUGAUCCGGAAGGAAGCCAAUGGCUGGGAUGGAUUGGACCACACAGUGAUUCUGCUAUCCAACCCCACCUACUACAUGAGCAAUGACAUCCCCUACGUUUUCCACCAGGACACUAACUUCCUGUACCUCUGUGGGUUCCAGGAGCCUGACAGCAUCCUGGUCCUGCAGAGCAUUCCUGGCAAAGCACUGCCAUCCCACAAAUCCAUACUUUUUGUGCCCCGGAGAGAUCCAAGCCGAGAGCUGUGGGACGGGCCUCGAUCAGGCACCGAUGGGGCAGUUGCUCUCACAGGAGUGGAUGAAGCUUACACCAUUGAGGAGUUCAGGCACUUGGUGGCCAAGUUGAAAGGCGAGUCAAACAUUGUUUGGUACGACUUGGCAAAACCGGUGCAUACAGAGCUGCAUUCCAACUACCUGCAGCCCCUGGCUGAGAUAACAGCUCGAAACAAAAACCACAGCCAGCGCAUCCGACAUCUAGUGCAAAACCUUCGUCUGAUCAAAUCUCCUGCAGAGAUUGAAAGGAUGAAGAUAGCUGGACGGGUGACUUCAGAGGCUUUCACAGAGACAAUGUUUGCCAGCAAAUCCCCAGUGGAUGAAGCCUUUCUGUAUGCAAAGUUUGAGUUUGAGUGCCGGGCUCGUGGUGCUGACAUCUUGGCAUACCCCCCUGUUGUUGCUGGUGGCAGCAGAUCAAACACUUUGCACUAUGUGAAGAACAAUCAGCUCAUCAAGGAUGGUGAACUGGUCUUGCUGGAUGGUGGGUGUGAGUCUGCCUGUUACGUAAGUGACAUCACACGUACCUGGCCUGUCAAUGGAAGGUUCACCAAACCCCAAGCAGAAUUAUACCAGGCUGUCCUGGAUAUCCAGAAAUCCUGCCUGAGCCUCUGCUCCCCAGGUGUGAGUCUAGAAAAUAUCUACAGUCUCAUGUUGAGUCUUAUUGGACAGAAACUGAAAGAAUUGGGGGUCCUAAAGAGCAGCAUCACUGACAGCCACUUCUUCAAGGCAGUUCGAAAGUACUGCCCACAUCAUGUGGGCCAUUACUUGGGCAUGGAUGUUCAUGAUACCCCGGAUAUAUCCCGAUCACUUCCGCUCCAGCCAGGCAUGGUAAUAACUGUUGAACCAGGCAUUUAUAUCCCUGAGGAUGACAUGAGCUCCCCGGAGAGGUUUCGUGGCAUUGGUGUGCGCAUUGAGGAUGAUGUUCUGAUAACAGAGGAUGUGCCUCUCAUCUUGUCUGCUGACUGUCCCAAGGAGAUCUACGACAUUGAGCAGAUCUGUGGCCGCAAGUCAUGAUGCCCCUUCUCUGCCUCUUUCAUCCUCUUUGGGAGAAGCAGGGCUCCAGGGAUACACAUUCUCAUAGUUGUCAAGUGAUGAAGGGUGAUGGCUGUUUCCAAGACUGGGGCUGGAUGAAAAAGCAAAGCGACGUUUUCUGUGUGUAUUUUCCUUCUGAUUUGAUUAGUGCUGAUGCUGAGCUGUUAUAGGACAUGGGGGUGGAUUCAUCCCUCUGCUGUGGGGAUCCAGGUCUGGUGUCCUUGGAGGGAUGAGUUUUAUCAGUGCCACCAGCAGGGCUUCUGCCUCGUCCCUCUCCAAGUGCAUAGGUGUAACUGCUGAGGCUGGGGCCCCCUUUUUGAACCUUCAGCAGUAGUUUCACAAUAGAUUUUAAAAAUGAAGCUUUGAUAAAUGCUGUUUUGGGGGCAUAAAGUGUAUCAGACAGCUUUGAUUUUUGUCGAGCCCUGGAAGGAAGGGGUUUGGUAGUCAGGAAGAUGGGUUUGGUUGGGAGGUAGUUUUAUCUGAAGCCUGUAGAGAACACUUCUAGUACUUUAAAUGUAAGGAUGUGUUUGGGCCUUGUGCAGGCAUAUGCAAAAGAGGCCAGCAGUAGGGAAAAGCAUCUUGUCUGCUCUUUCAGCUUACUGGAGUGUUUGGUAAUUUCAGAAAGGACAGAUAGGACUCAGAAGGUAGGACAUACCCAUUCUUGCUGUCUUCCACAUUCCCUUCUUUUUGUCCUACAUGUGCCUCCUGUUCUGGGCCUGCCUCUACCCUGGGAGCAGGGCAGUGUUGACUGUGCUGUACUCCACUGGUGAGCUGCUGGUCGUCACCUAGAUGUGAGGUGUCCAAUUCUGGGACACUCACAGCAUCUUUCUGGUUUAUGCUGUAAGUGCCAGCAACUUCAGCAGUGUAUUUUUGAGGACUCUGCCCUGUGGCUAGUCUUGAGUCUUUCUAUGUCUUUUAUAUGGGAUUUAAAGUAAUUCUCUUUUUCAAAACUCUGAGGGCAUGAUCACAGCUGCCUUUUGGGUUUUGCCAAGUGCAGUCAGUAGCUAAUGCUCAGUGAUAGUAUUUUUGAGGCAGCUGCAAAUGUAAUUAGGGGCUAUGAUAGAUGACGAGAAAGGGAAGAGUUGUCUUUCCUUGACAUCAGCCUAAAACACAGGCCAAUGUUUACAGUAGUAAAUAGACUUACUAGAGGCAAACAUGGCAUCUGUUUAUUUAUUUAAAAUAUUUUGACAAUCAGCUAUUUAACAUGUCUGAAAAAUGCCUCUCAUCAGUGCAUGUCCUUUUAUUUAUGCUUGCUGUUGCAUCACAUCAUACUUCCUUUCUGAUGGUAGCUUUCAGUAUUUUUCAUCUGUUAUUCUCAAUUUUCUUUCUUUUUCUUUUCUCUUCCUAUAUUGUCUUAUCUUUGACCCACUAUAACAUCACUGCUUCCUAUCCAUUUUGCUUUCUAAUCAACGUCACUGCCUCUUCCCAGGUUUGCCCUAAUUCCCCACAGUGAAUGUAGUCAGAAGCAUGAGGGAAAGGUAGUCAGGGUUCCUGAGGUCAACCUCUGGCUCUGUUGCUAUGUAACCUCGAGCAAAAUCGGGGGGGUGGGUUCUCUUUUGCUUUUUUAUUCUUUCCAGUGUUUCAUUUCACUUAGUGAAGGCCAAAUGGACAGUGUCUUUCAUCUGUCGUUGCUUUUAGUAGAAUCUGGGUGCAUGCACCAGGAUGCCCAGGGUGCGUGCUGGGUGCCCAGGGUUUGAAUUGGGCACUUGAAAGGCAGCCAAGACCUGCCAUAAUUUUGUUUUUUAAGCAUGAUGAGAAGUAACUGCUUUUACAGAGUUUAGUAUAUCACAUUUCACCUGGUUAAGAGAAUCUGCUAAUGCAAUCUGCUUGGUGCUCAUGCAUUACAGUGAUACAUACAAUGUAAAUCGUUAGCAGGAAGGCAUGGUAAGUGUGGACACAGAACUGAUGAAUACUUCUGAUGUUCUGAUCUGUAACAUAUUUGUGGUUUCAAUUACACCUGUUAGAGCCAUGUGAACUGAGACAAAUAUUGGAUUUUGGAAUUAUGUGAGCAACUUAAAAUAACAUUAACUGAGAGCUACAUGUGUGUGCUGAUCUGCACAUCUGCCCAUGUACCUAGCCGAGUUAAUAAUUGUACUUACUGUAAAUAACACUUUGAAAUACUUAUUUUUAAAAUAGAACAAUUUGUAGAAAGUAGUUUUACAAGCCAUCAAGAUACAUGGUUACUUAAUAGAUAGAAACACCUCCAGAAAGAGGAGUAUUUUCCAGGGGGAUUUAUAAAUUAUCUAUAACCUGUCUUGGACUUGAAAUAACAUUGUCAAAUGGAGGCACACACUAGUUCCUACUCCUCUCAGGAAAAUCUUGCAACUUGCAAACACCAAUAGAUCUUAGGAAUGUUGUGGAUGAAUGUUUCUCAGUAAAGAAGCAUUUGUGACUCUGCUGAGUGGGGAGUAAUGGAUUUGCUAGGGCUGCUGUGCCCCACCGUGCCACUUGUGUCUGAUUUGGGCUGUGCAUUGCUCCACAUUCUGUAGUUCUGCCACAGCAGUCAGCCAUUUCUGCAGCAUAAGCUGCUGCUAAUGUUUUGAACCUGUUGUUCCAUGUAAAGAAGAGUGCAUUUUGCAAAAUGUAUUAAAUUUGAGUCUUAUCAACCUGAAUUUUUGAAGGCUUUUUCUCACUUGUUGCACAAGUGGAUAACCAGAGUAUCAUCUGGGACCUACACACAUGCCGCAGUGUCCCUUGAAUGCAGUCAAAUCCAUGAACGUUUUGCAUGACCUUCACCAAGAAACUCUAAAGAAUCCCUUCUCUGGCUGCAGGUCCCCGUGUGUACCUCCCCGCUCGCCAAUGCCAUACUGCCACAUUUACAGCCUGUCUCUGCCGUAGAAGAGAUUCCUCACUCCAACCACUUGGGUGCAGGAGCAGCUCUCGGUGGCAGCACAAGUCACCAGCUGCUUGAUGAGGGCAUUGGUGCGAUCACUGCAAGCAAAAGGGGAAUUGAGGUAUAUGCAAGUUCACUUGGGGAGAGAUUUUACUGCAACUGUGGCACAGGUCUUAAGGGCAUCGGAGUAAGAGAAAAUGAAAGCCAGCCAUCCCUAUGGAAAAGCUGCUUUGCUUUCAGAGGAAGCCCAGGAGGCUUUUAGCAUUGCCAUUUCACCUUCUACCAGGGGACUGCUUUGCCUUGCAGAGAACUAGUUAGUAGUAAAAUCCUGUUGUUAACAUAUGGUCUGAGCAGAGGUGCUAAUUUGCAGGUAUGUUUCUGCCAUCCAAGUGGAAAGAAAUUUGGCAUUUGACACAAUUUGGCAUUCUGUUAUCUGUGAAGAAUACAAUAUGUCUUUCCUAAAAUUGAAUUUUGCAAAGGAACCUUGUGGUGUAGGAAAAGGCAAAUUGAGGGAGCACGUAAAAGAAAAUGAAGGUGGAGGUUUUGGGGAAUGUACAAUGCGUGGAGAAGAUUCAGGGAAAGGGUAUGAUCUGGAGCUGUGGGGAUACGUGCAGGUGGAUGCAAGAGCAAGGAGAGAACAACAGGGUAUAAAAUGGCUAUGCAGUGUGUUGUCAGAGUAGUGCAAUAGCUUCAGGAAACUGGUUAUGUUAACCAGGAGACCCUGAUCGAUUUGUCCUACUCAGGAGGGGGGAACAAAGGAGUCAGAUUGUAUUGAUGAACUUGGUCUUAGCAGUUAGUUUAAUUAUUUCUUUUAAAAAUCAAUAGAAUUAUCAUAUGAGAAAGUUUUUUGCAGUUUCAUGUUAUUGAUCAUAUGUCAUAUUUUAAAUAAUGUGAAGGAGAAAAAGUACAUUUCUAGACAAAAUCUUCAUUACUAUGGAGAGCAAGGCUGAGGUUACCUGCUCUUAUGCUACCCAAAUUACUGCUGUGGAAAUUUAGUAAUUACUCUCAGGAGAAUUACCAUAAAGCAAAAAGAGUUAGGGUUAAAUUUAGAAAAAAAUCUAUACAAGAUAAAGGACAAAAAUGCUUUAAUUAUGAUGAGAUGCUUAAUACUUUGUGUAAUUGGAUAACGAAACUCUGCACUGCAAUAAAUUGACAAAUUUUUAUUUCUUUUGAACUGAGUUGUCCCAAAUCCCGUAUAGGCAUCUCUUCAUUAGUAUGCAGAUCUAAACUGCAUUGAAGUUCAUAAUUUUCUGGGAUCAUUACAGCAUCUCUCUUAAAUAUGCUCCCUACAUGCAUGCUCAGCCUCCACUUGAUUAAAAACCAUCGUUAGGACACUGUCACAAUGCUGGCUCUAGGAGUGGAUCUGACUUAGAAAAGUCAUUGUAUUUCAGAAGUGUAACAUGAAGUUAUAUUUUAAAGCAGAAUUUACAAUUGAAAUGGACAGCAAGGCAUGGUGGGCUCCAUGGUGCUCAGUUUCUCCCCUCAGCUCCUUUCUCCUUCUCAGAGUUUGUCUUGCUGUCUUAACUGGCUGCCAGCCCUGAGCUUUCCUCACUAGCAGCGAGUGGAGCAAUGAACCCCUGUCUUCCUAUGAUGCCUCGGCCCAGCUGGUUGUUUCUCUGAAACACCACCUGAUAUUUGGCUAACCAGAACCAGACUCUUCAGAAGAUGGGAAGAAAGAAGCAAGGAAGAAUUUCCAUGUCCUCCAUAUGUGUUGCCUUCUCUUGCUGACUCAUACCACGUAUGCCUUUUUAACUACCAUGACAGAGUUAUCUAUUAACAAUGGCAAAGAAAAAAUAUUUCCUGAGUAAGUCUGAUGACAAGAUUUUUGAGCAAGUGAAAGGUUAACAAGAAAGCUGGUUGUAGGCCCAGGAGUGAGAAUGGCUACUGUAGGGUUCAAUCUGUUCCUUCCCCUUGGAUGCUGGGGAAACAAGAAGCACUGCAAGGAGCCGUGUGCAGUCUUGGUUUGGGAGCUUCUUGCAAAUGCUGGUCUCCAGCAUGGUGUGGUUGGCCAGAACUGACAGUGGUUGAAGCUCUGUUGGUUUUCUCGUCUCAAGACCAUAAAGAGCCUGUGGCUUUUUGAAGGAGUUCACAAUUCUGGCAGCAGAAGUUGGGAAAACUAAGCCUGUGGUUCAGUCAUCAACUAGAAGUUUGCAGUCCAGCAAAACUGGUUGAAAUGCAGUUUUUUCUAGGGAAAUUGGCAUACUGUGUUUUUUGUCAGUAAAUCAGGGGAAUAUGAACAAUAUUGUGUGAGAGGGAGGCAAGCUCAGGUCCUUUUUAUUCCCAGGCAGAACAAGGCUUCUGCCUCGGUGUGCACUUUUGGGAGGUUAAUGCAAAAGGGGAUUGGCUGCUGAUCCAAAUUGAGAUUAAGCAGUCUGACUCUUGUACCAGGAAAUAUUUAGCAGAUGCCAAAUAAUCUGUUAUCAUGUGAAUCUUUUACUCAGAGAAGUAGUGCGUAAGUUUGGGGAUAAUAUACUUUGGUUUUCCAGUCUAAUGUGCACACGGAGUGCAACAUGUAACAUCAGUUUUGCCUAUGGGAGCUACAGCCAAUACCUCUGUAAUAAAUAUUACAUCUCAGUUGUGUACAGGUAGCAAACAUUGUAGUCAUUCAGAGAAAGUGCAGCUGUUAAUGGUACAAAAGGGGCUGGGGUUUAAGCUUUCUUAGUGCAGGUCUCAUUCCAGGCUACAAAACCUGGUGUUCCCAAUACUGCCUAUGAACACCCUUUCUUACCUCCACUUGGGAGACUGAUCAUGACUAUCGAGCGGCCUCUGUGAAGUUCAUCAUUUGUGUUGACACUUCUGUGCUGUUGUCCUAAUGCGCCAUCAGGAUCCUAUUUUGAUCUGGUAACUGCUUAAUGGUUUUAACAUUGCUUCUUGGAUAGACAAGGUUUGAUAUGGCAUCAGGGAUUAGGAGAGUUCCUACCAUGGGAUUGGAACUGCUGCGGAGCUGGGUCUGGCUGACUCCUCACACACUGUGUAUAUGCUCCCUCAGCCCAGUUGCAAAUGGCUUCUCGUACUCAGAGGGGCAGAGAGACACGGCUCAGGAAUCUCCAGUCCUCACAUCACCAUGCAGCUGCCCACGUCACGGAGGCCUUCGGUCUCCAACUGUUCUUCUGACUGUUCCCCCUCCAGACUUGUACCAGAGCGUGGCUGAAACAGCCGUAGCCUCCUGUGUGCUCGUUGUAAUGACUUCUUGUCAGAUUCCGUAAGUUUCUGCUGAGGUUCCUGUGGUGUGUUGCAGAUGUCUGGUAUGUGUAUUGCUUUCUAAUUUAUAAUUUACCCUGUUCUUUUUUCCAAGAGAUGAGCUUUUUAACAGCUAUAUGGGUGUUACUGUGGUGACUGUAACCAGGCAAAAACAUACAGUUUGUAUAGAGAUAGUUCUACAUUUGUGGACUUGGUUAUGAUUAAGAGAUUUUUAAAGGCAUGCUGUAUUUUUUCCCCUUCCCUGCAGAACAGAGAGAGGUUCCUCGUGAGCUUUCAAUUGCACACUACAAAGUGGAAAAGUAUGAUUCAUCUUCAAAAGCAUGCGUGUAUUGGUGUAUAUAUACACAAACACAGACAUAUUAUGCAAACAAAUGUUGUGACUUUUAGCGAGAUAGAGAUUUAGAAGACAUUUCUCCAAGCAUAGUUAAGAUUGUUCCAAUACUUUUAAUUUGUUUAUGCUUUAUCUGGAUUUCUUGUUUAAUUUUAUCUUAGAAUUUUCAGGGUUUAUAAUUCUUGGGUUUUGAAUAAUAGCAUUAUCUCUGUAAUAUAUGUUACUGUAAAUCAUUGUCAUGUAGCCUUAACAUUUCCUCCAUCUUCAGAGGUUUUUUUUCAGUUUUAUAAUGUCAUUUCUCUGCAGUGUGAGGUUUUUGAGGAGACAGCAUUCUGUGAUUCUCACCUGAGUGCCUUUCCAAAAAAGGUGAGAAUAUGCUAUCUGAAAAAUGUGAUUAUUACUCUUAAAAUUCAAAAUUGUAACUAUGUGAGUUUUGAACCCAAAUGUAUCAUUCUAACUUAGGUUCUUAGGGAAAUAAAAUAGAAAAGUGUAGCAAUUAAUGAAAAGGAGGAUUGUAGUGCCAAGCUAAAUUUCUAAUAUACUGAUAACUGCAAAUUAAUCUCAGCCAUUAGAUAUGAGAGCUAUUUUCCUCUGGUGUGCAAGUCCUUCUGAAAUUUUAGUGAAUGUUAAUAAUAAAUUAGAAGACUGAUAAGCUGUUUCUCUAAGCUCAUUUAAGACAAGAAAUGCACCAAAUGCUACAUUUCUUAAGGAGUCCGUUUUUAAUGAGUCACAAGCUAAUAGAAGACUGAGUUGAAAAUCCUCUA
This is a messenger RNA of Strigops habroptila (Kakapo), 9087 nucleotides long. RefSeq names its product X-prolyl aminopeptidase 3 (gene XPNPEP3). NCBI's taxonomy places the organism in Eukaryota, Metazoa, Chordata, Aves, Psittaciformes, Psittacidae. The record is from RefSeq and is a predicted model, not a curated record. Gene Ontology annotation, cellular component: mitochondrion. The transcript is spliced from 10 exons. Gene Ontology annotation, molecular function: metalloaminopeptidase activity; manganese ion binding. Bases 324 to 1940 code for a protein of 538 amino acids.